AUGAGCGCGGUGGUGAAUCAGAAUCAUAACGUUUUUGUUUAUGGAACUCUCCUUGCCGAUGAGGUUGUCCGUACUGUCAUAAACCGAGUACCUCAAUCUGCUCCCGCCACCCUCUCCGACUACCACCGAUUUAAGAUCAAAGAUCGCGUAUAUCCCGCUAUCCUCCCCGUCCAGACCAAGAAAGUCACCGGAAGAGUCCUUCUUGGCAUCUCAGGAGCAGAACUCCAUGUUUUAGAUGAAUUCGAAGAUGUUGAGUACAAUAGAACUGAGGUUGAAGUUCUCUUAACGGACAAUUCUGAAAAGCUACAAACUUAUGCAUAUGUUUGGGCCAAUCCAAAUGAUCCUGAUUUGUAUUCCGAGUGGGAUUUUGAGGAAUGGAAAAAAACUCAAAUGAAUGAUUUCGUCAAGAUGACAGAUGAAUUCAUACAACAGUUGGAAUUGCCAGAAACAAAGCCAAGGGUUCAGACUUAUGAAACCUUCUAUAAGCAAGACAACGAUAAGCCACUUCACCCUUGA
Molecule: messenger RNA, 516 nt
Organism: Vicia faba (fava bean)
Lineage: Eukaryota; Viridiplantae; Streptophyta; Magnoliopsida; Fabales; Fabaceae
Source: the annotation of a GenBank genome assembly